CCAACACCACGGCAAGAUUCGCUCACGCGCACACACAGCUGAGGCGCGAGCGUGUGCGCUGCAGCAUCGCGUUCACGCUUCUACAAGACGAAGCAGUAUUAUUUCUUCCAUUGUUAUUUUAAAGUGACCGGUGAAUCGCUCGGUGUCGGCUCUGUCCGCCGUCUGUGGACUGAUGUGGAUGUGACGCUAGAAUGGGCGAAUACCGCUGGAUUUGACUCUCACUGUGGAAAUGGAUCCCACAUUCUCACUUGGAGACAAAGAUGAGGUCUACGUGGAGGAUGUGGGGCCCCUGCGCGUGAGGAUGCGUGAGCGUCUGCUGUGGGACGAGCCGCUGCAGAUGUCCUGGCUGAUGGAGGCCGAGCCGUUCACCUCCUCCCUCCAGACGGGGGGGCCUGUGGCGGGAGCCGGCAUGACCCUGGAGCAGAAGACCACCUUUGCCUUCGUCAUCUUCCUCUUCGUCUUCCUCUGCAUGCUGAUUGUGCGCUGCUUCCGCAUCCUGCUGGACCCUUACCGCAGCAUGCCCACCUCCACCUGGGCAGACGGUCUGGACGGCCUCGAGAAGGGCCAGUUUGAUUACACACUGGCAUAGAGACACACACACGUACAGUGAUGAAGACACACACUCCUGCAGAACACUGGGCAUCCUGAAGUUACACACAAACACAUGACACUGUGUAGAAAUACAUCAAGAAAACUUCUGCAUAUGAGCAGCUCUGCCACAACCUUGUGGAGACGACUUACACACACACACACACACAUGAACACACACUGCACUCACUGCCAUCCACACAUACAAGAUGUUUCAGAAAAUGAGUGUGCAGUGCUUUAUUACAGGCUGAAUGGAUCUUGAUCACAGGGUAGCCCUCUUUUAUAUCCUCCUAAAUACAGCCCUCAUUUCCUCAUGUAUCUGUGCUGUCGUUAACUGCCAAGUACAAAUCUCUAGAAGAGACCGUUUAUAAGCACUUCAUAAACACUUAUGACGCUUUUGUCAAAAUAGCCUUAAAAAAAAAAAAAAAAGGUGCACUGUAAUCGGCCACUGUCAAAGUUUACAUGAUUCAUUACUGGCAAUUACUGCAGUGCUUCUUGUCACGUCCUGAGCCUUUAUAGAAAGCUCUAGCUGAUAUGAAUAUACAGUUAGGAUAGGCUUUUAGAUGAG
This is a messenger RNA of Carassius carassius (crucian carp), 1156 nucleotides long. RefSeq names its product cortexin-3. Lineage: Eukaryota; Metazoa; Chordata; Actinopteri; Cypriniformes; Cyprinidae. The transcript is spliced from 2 exons. Bases 230 to 589 code for a protein of 119 amino acids. The record is from RefSeq and is a predicted model, not a curated record.